Messenger RNA from Cadophora gregata, 1834 nucleotides. It is a transcript of the gene AXE1, whose product is annotated as 1 carbohydrate esterase. Gene Ontology annotation, cellular component: extracellular region. Lineage: Eukaryota; Fungi; Ascomycota; Leotiomycetes; Helotiales; Ploettnerulaceae. Bases 932 to 1834 code for a protein of 300 amino acids. Gene Ontology annotation, biological process: carbohydrate metabolic process. The record is from RefSeq and is a predicted model, not a curated record. The transcript has 4 exons. Gene Ontology annotation, molecular function: cellulose binding; hydrolase activity.
CUUGAAAGUCUAGAAUGCUCGCAGAUAAAAUGCAUAGGAAGUGUAAUUGAGAAGUUUGAGCCGAGGCCCGCCAGUCUGGCACCCACUCCACAAGAAGAGUUCACGGUUACCAAGGUACAAGUCCUCCUUUCAUUUCUCAGAGCCCCGGAACACACUCAACCUCACGCAUCUGUGGCGCUCAAAUAGGCACUCUCCAGCCCUAAUCAGGAUUCAGCCUGCCUAUGCCGAACCCGAUUCUUCCGUGUAACAAGAGGUGCUUACAACCUUAAUACCACGUGGAACGGAGCCGUGGUCUGAGACGGGUCCUGGAUAAAGAGCUCGCAUGCAAGUUCAGAUCAUGAGAUGCGGGGAUCUACGACACUUUUUGAGAGUCUACUUGUGAUGUUCGGCCUUGCUGCUGAGCUGUCCCCAGAUUCGGAUCAUCUGAUAUACCUCCUCCGACCGGGAACGCUCUUUUGCCUAAUAUUCUUAUGCCUGUAUGGCGGGGAAACUAUUAGUUUUAGCACUAGCCCUGUCAUAUUUUUAGUUCCGUUUCGAAUGAGUGACUAGAAGGUCACUUUGUAGCUGAAGAUUGAGAAAAUCUUGGAGGUCAAGAGAUCUCAUAGUGUGUGUUAUGUCUUAACUGAGAAGGAAUAAGGACCAGUGGGAAUAUCUUCCUGCGGCUAAAUUCUCUCGGAAAGAUGGAGAUGUUUGUCUCCACUGUUCGUCCCUGAUCGAAAGCUUGAACCUUUUUGGUUCAUGCGGAACUGAAUCGUGCGAAAUAUGGGACGUCUACUAAUGUAGCUCCGCUCGGCCCUGGUAACCUACUCCAUGAGGUUGAUCGUACCUGACUCUUGAUAUAUGCUUCUCACCUCUGGUCUUGUCCUUCGUUCUGGCACCGCUUCUGUUUACUUCUGCUCUAUUGUAAUCAAAAAUCCACUCGAUCUUCAAAAUGUAUCUGACUGCUGCCGCAACACUUCUCCUCCUAGGUAAAGCUCUCGCUUCUCCUAUUGAGGUCGAGGAACGUCAAACGAGCUGUCCCAAUAUUCACGUUUUUGGUGCCCGAGAGACAACUGCACCCGCUGGAUAUGGAACUGCUGGUGUGGUCGUGAACUUGAUCCUCAAUGCCCACCCAGGAGCUACCUCCGAAGCCAUCGUCUACCCAGCCUGCGGCGGACAAGCCUCGUGUGGAGGAGCCAGUUACGGGAACUCCGUCUUGGCUGGUGUGAAAGCCGUCGCAAGUGCCGUCAACUCGUUCAACACCAGGUGUCCAAAUACUCUCUUGGUCAUUGUGGGAUACUCUCAGGGUGGUCAAAUCUUCGAUAACGGCUUCUGUGGAGGUGGUGACACCAAUGUCGGCUUGACAGAUACUUCUGUCCCCAUUCAACCUUUCGCGGUAAACAUGAUAAAAGCAGCCAUCUUCAUGGGAGACCCAAGAUAUAUCCCAGGCCUACCAUACAACGUCGGUACCUGCAAAGCCUCAGGCUUUGCACCCCGCCCAGCUGGCUUCCAGUGUCCCUCAGCAGCCAAGAUACAAUCUUACUGUGACGCAGCGGAUCCAUACUGCUGUAACGGCAGCAGCCAAGCCACUCAUCAGGGCUAUGGCACUGAGUACGGACAAGCAGCUUUGACUUUCGUCAAUGGGAAGCUUGCUUCGGCUGGAACUGGAGGUGGAAACACACCUACAACCACUGCGGCAACCACGCCGACUGGUACAACAGCUCCAGGUACGGGAUCUGGCCCUGUUGCUCAGAAGUACGCCCAGUGUGGUGGUUCUGGAUGGACUGGUGCGACGACUUGCGUAAGUGGCUCUACUUGUAAGGUUCAAUCUCAAUGGUACUCUCAGUGCUUGUAA